Trematosphaeria pertusa is the source of this 1558-nucleotide messenger RNA. RefSeq lists its product as uncharacterized. NCBI's taxonomy places the organism in Eukaryota, Fungi, Ascomycota, Dothideomycetes, Pleosporales, Trematosphaeriaceae. The record is from RefSeq and is a predicted model, not a curated record. The transcript has 2 exons. Gene Ontology annotation, biological process: protein ubiquitination. Bases 117 to 1526 code for a protein of 469 amino acids. Gene Ontology annotation, molecular function: ubiquitin protein ligase activity. Gene Ontology annotation, cellular component: cytoplasm.
GCGCGAUCCUACCUAGGCAGCCUCGGUCCUGUGCGCUGUUGCUGUGCGCUUUGUUGAGGACAAGAAAUCGAUCACGUCAAGCAAGCCCAGACCUGACACCUCUCCACCACGUACACAUGGCGGAAUCAAAUUUCAGCAGUCCGCUGCACAGCCAGUUCUCAAUAGCGCCCAGCCCGCCCUCUUUGCGGCCUCAGGAUCCAGAGCCGCCCGUCCCCUGGCCAAACUAUGCAAGCUACGGCUCCUUCUCUCCGUACGAUGCUCCGGCCUACAAUUUCUACCCAGGCCUGUCCAGGUCUCCAUUGCCCGACCCGUAUGGUGCGCCAAUGUCCUAUCCGCCGCAGGACCGAUAUCACCAAUUUCCUGCCCACGGAGGCUUCCGAGCAGGCGGGUACAACCCUCCUCCGGCCGGCAUGUUUCAGCAUGGUCCCAAUGGACCCGCGGCACCAGGACUAGCCGCGAGUCACCACCACGGUGUGCACAUGCCUGGCAGUCCUCACCCCGAAGUCGUAGGGACACGAGGCAAUAGCGAUUUCUGGCCUAUGAUGGACUCGUCUAUGUAUGCUCGAUCCCAAGGCUAUAGUCCGCCCUCAUAUCCCCAUCAUGUCUCACCGCAAUUGCAUGGAGCCGAUCAACACUUCGGGCGGCGUCCCCCAUCACUCGUGCCUGGAGUGAUUCAUGCGGCUUCCAGUCGCGCUUCCAGCGACAGGGUCCGCCCGGGUGAGGGAAGGGGGCCGAUGAGGGGCGCCAUCCCCAGCACUUCGGAACAGGCUCGUCACAUGACAUCACCGGGGCGUAGGGCUUCGUAUGAAAGGCAGUCGCAGAACAAUCAGCCCGGAGGGACAUCAGAGCGUCGUCCUUCGUUAUUCAUCAGUGCCCAAGCUCGCCGGCCAGACCGUAGUGUGUCUCCUAGGACUUCGAACCGCCGCAGCUUCGACAGAUACUCUACAGAUCUCUCCGAAUCAAGCAAUUCCCAUGAGACGGACGAAACUACUCGUGCCCGGAUGCACCGAGCACGCCGGCCACGCAUCAUCCCGUCUGGGGAGCUUCGUGCUCGGCUAUAUGCUACCAGCGAUCACCCUAAUGUUCCGACCCCUCAGCAGAUGAAAGCUCUUAAGGAGAAACUUCGACACCUUUUACCUGACCAACUCCCAGAAGGCGCGUCGACGGCUUGUGAUAUCUGCCAGAAAGACUACUCAGCCAAGUACAUCAGCCCCAGCGAGCAAGAGGAGAUGGCUAUUCAGCUCCCUUGCAAGCAUGUCUUCGGCGAACAUUGCAUCAAUACAUGGUUUGACACGUGCAAGACGCACAAGAACAAGGUAACCUGCCCAAUGUGCCGCAAGCUACUCAUCGAACCUCAAUCUCUGCGGCACUCGGGACUCUUCGGGGCCAGGUCAGAAAUGGCGGUGCUCUAUGCGCACAUGUCACACGGCGACCGACAGCUCCUCGAGACCAUUUACAACGGUGAUCGGGAGCUUCUUGCAAACUCUGCAUCGAGGGAUCUGGAGGGCGAUUUUGCGCAUACGUAGAUGCGACCGAAGACGGCCUCUUUGGACCCCCG